AAAGGUCGAAGGUGGUCAGGCUUAGGCUUGGAGUCGAGUCGGAGCACUGGGCUGCUGAGCUGGGGGCACAACUAAGAUGUCUUCAAACCAUAUAUAAGCCGGCGAGUUGCUGCCAAUCCUACGACGCAAUCAACACUCUCUCGAUAGGCAAGUAACAAGCUCACUCACAAUGCACUUCGCCAUCUUGCUCCUCGCGUCGCUUUCCCUUGUCCUCUUGGUGACCAAGGCCACACCGAUCAAGCGCGCCUACUUCGGGAUGGACACUUUCGCCGGUACCAGCUGCCAGACGUACGAAGAGUACAUCCAAGUCGGGAACGUCGGAGCGAACGCUAACAACUUCCCCGGUCCGCGCGCUUCGUUCAAGCUGAUCAAAACCGACGGAGACUGCGAAGUCAUCCUCUGGACGGGGUCUGACUAUACCGGCAGCAAGCUUGUCGUACCUGUGAGCGACCUUCAAUCUGAUGGGGAAUGUUUUGGCGCCAGUAAUGGCGAGUCGUUCCUUUCCUUCGAUAUCCACUGCUUCAGUUAGAAGAAUCGCCAACAAGAACCGCCACGUCGAGGGGCAAGGUGAGUGGGUGAAGGUGAUUGGAUGCUGUUGGUCUGCCGAAGGAGCAUGGACCGGGUUGCCGGAGAAUGAAUGCUUUGUUGAAUUGUACCUUGAAUAGCCGUGAACAUGAGUGCGAUUGUC
Dacryopinax primogenitus is the source of this 688-nucleotide messenger RNA. RefSeq lists its product as uncharacterized. The transcript has 5 exons. The record is from RefSeq and is a predicted model, not a curated record. The coding region runs from base 170 to 529 and encodes 119 amino acids. NCBI's taxonomy places the organism in Eukaryota, Fungi, Basidiomycota, Dacrymycetes, Dacrymycetales, Dacrymycetaceae.